CUUGUUAUAAAAUAAAAUAAAAGGUAAAAUAAAAUCUGUCUUUGACUCCUUUAUUUCCUCCCCCUUAAAAAUUUAUUAUGUAUAUUAUAAAUUUAAUAACUGUUUUUUUCCCUUUAUUAUUAUUAUUAUUAUUACUGUAAUAUAUAGACUUACUCAAACACAAUGAGGAAGGCAUUACCUUCUUCCUCCUCCUCUUCCUUCUUGAAGAAAAACUCAAAUACUCAAACGAUGCAUAACAAUAAUACUUCAAUACCAGAGGAAAAGAACACGAAAUUAGAUGGACGCAUCUUAUCUUCAACUUCAACAUUUGUUCUUAACAAUAAUACUAAUGAUAAACCUGAAAAAUUAAAGAAGAAAGCAAAACACUUUUUAGAUGAAAGGCAAAAAAUUAAAACUAGAGCUCAAAGCCUAUGGAGUUUUAUAGAUGCCACUAAUACUUUUGAUCAAGCAAAGUUUUUUCAAGAACAUGCAGAACAAGUAUUUCAGGUUGUUUAUGAAACUUGCAUGCACCAAAUAGAAAAAAUUAAACAUAAAUCAGAAAGACCUCAGUCAUGGAAUUCAAAAGAACUUGUCAGUUUACAGAAGAAUUUAUUAUUACUUCGAAAAAUAUUUUUAUAUAUACCAGAAUUAAUGAGAAAUGGAUGGCAAAGACAAAAUAUUGCUGCCAUUCUUACGCAUAUACUCGAUCAUGGUAAUCAUCUUAGACUUCGUGCACUAGGUUUUCAAUUGUUAUUAUUAUGGUUAAAUGAUCAAGUAGUUGAAUAUCCUGAAUGUAUAAAUUUAUUUGCAAACGCUAUUUCACUUGACUUAUUUAUAUUAGACGAAAUUCAACCCUAUAUGGGUCACUCUGCUUCUUCUUCAACCACUACAGCAACUAGUGCAAAUACAUCCCAAGCUCCAGCAUCUAUGCAGUCAGCAUCUCCUUCAAAUAAUCAAGACAUUGAAGCAACGCCUGUAAACAACGUGUAUACAAAUAAAUUUCAUUCAACAGGAUUACAAUUCGUCAAGAAGCUACGAGAAAAUCAUUCUGAUAAGCAGAUCAAGCAUGGUUUACAACGUGAUGAAAAGAUCAAGACUAGUCCUAUUCAACUUGAUCAACACUUUAUUUUAGGAGAUGCAGCAGCAGCAGCAGCAACAACAACCACAGCAGCAACAGCAACAGCAACAGCAGCAGUAGCACCUCUUUACCCUAACCCAGUACAGCCUACAUAUAAUGACUCAAUUAUUCUAAUUCAUAUCUUUAUUUCAAAUCUUGUUCGAUUAGCUUAUGUAGCAGCAGGAUCACCCCCACCACCUGAUGAAUACGAUUAUCCUCCAGGUGUUCAUAUUGAACAUGAUGAUGGUAUUGCAACUGGUGUUGGUAUUGAUGCAGCUACUGCUAGUGCAAAAUUUUUAUUCAAAAUCUUCCGAACUUAUUAUAUGACAAAAUUUGUUCCUUUUGUUUCAAGGGCACUUCAAGUUGAAGGUACACCAAAUAACUCAGAGACAGUAACUGGAUUUCCUGUUUGCCCGCCAAGUAUUCUUCGUACUAUGUUAAGAUUUCUGAUUGGCUAUUGUCUUGAUAACAAUAGUCAUCUAACUAAUACACAUUGGCAACAUCAGAAUCAUAUUCCAACUAGCAUACUCUCUUCUUCACCUGCUACACCUAUUCUUAAAUCAAUCGUCUUGUCAUCACAUGAAACUCGUGAAAUAUUGCAUGAAAUUAUUCGUCAAUCAUUAGUUUUACCUUCUUCAAAUCCUCAGUAUCGAGAUAUCAUUCGAGGUGCCAUCCACAUAUUGGGUGUGUGGACAUUAGGUAGUGAAGAAGAACGACCGUCAUUUUUGAGACGAUCUGGCAGUACGGUGACACGUUCGAGUAGUAUUGCAUCUGUAUCUACGCAACAUAUUGACACACGUGCAUCACCUGUUGAAGAAACCAGUGCAAAACAACUACCGCCACCUGAUUAUUCAGAUGCUAACAUCUUUUUACGACGUUAUCUUUUAAUGAUUAAAUUAAUUUUUGAUCAAAAGAGACCUGAGGAGAGUCGGGAUAAUAUGGUAGCAUAUACACAACAGACAAUGGAUUGGGAAGGGUUAGUGUCACUUUAUAAAGAUGCACUUAACCUCUAUCGUGCGAUCGCUGUCUCGAAGGGGGGUAUUGAUAUUGAAUCGGAGAGUUGGGAGCUUAUGUUACAGUGCCUAUUAGAGAUUCAGCAAGGAUUUAUGAGUCAGCCUGAAAAAUACAGUCGAAUCCCUGUUCAAGCUUAUGCAGAAGAGCUUGCUGAUUUUAUUUGGGAAACAACCUUACAUGCUUUUGUAAGAGCUAAAAUUGUACAUAUGGAAUUCUGGCAUCAGCUUAAGGUACAUAUGGUGAGUUCGAUGCGUUGGAUUCAAUCUAUCAAUCAAUGGGUGAGGAUCAUGCAGAAAUUAACACAACUUUUAUCAUCACGUUUAUAUAAAGUUGAAUAUGAUCUUUAUUCAGACACCAAGUAUCGCUUGAUUGAGGAAUUACCAGCGUCCGCUAUGCCCGUCACUAAUCGUUAUUCAAUGCAGAUUACCAACAUGUCUUCGACUACUACAACAUCACGUAGCAAGGGAUCCAAGAUACGAUCUCGUCAUUUGAGCAUACAGGGACGACAGAGCAACAAGCGGAAUACGUCAAAUUCUGUGUCGCGUCCACUUUCUGCCUGUGGUAGUGAUGGACAACUCAUUGAGGCUAGACAGCAAGAUCCUCAACCAGAACCAGAAGGAAGUGUAUCAACAUUGUUACGUAACUUAAGUAGUGCUUCUUUAACUGAUUUUGCAUAUACUUUUAAAUCAGACCGUAAAUCCACUAAUUUGAGCUCGGUUGUAGAUGAAGAAAAGCCAGAGGAAGAAGAAGAAGAAACAACAACAACACCAACCAAGAAUCUUAAAUUUGGUAUCAAAAGUAUGAUGCCCGCACAACAGCCAUCAAGUGCCGCUUUAGGUAAACGAAGUAAUACGAGCAUAGCUAAUACAAGCUCAUCUAAUGAAAAAGGACGUCGAGCGAUCAGCAUUCAACAAUUGGAUACUUUAUGGCAGGAUUCUGGAUCCAAGUUGCUCAACUUGGUUCAUCAUGGGGAUUCUCAAGCAAGCAUAUCCAAAACAGCAAAUAAAGAGGAAGAUACUAAAAUGAUUGAUUUAGUGGAUCAUAGUGGCAGUACUAGUAGUUCUAUAGAUGAAAUAUCUACAAAGUCUAAUCGUACAUCAUCCUCUUCUGCUUGGCCAGCUGGAGAAUCGAUUUUAAUGAUGGUGAAUUCUGCUUCAGUAACAGAAAAGCUACCAACUAAUUUAGGGUGUUUUAAGAGCUCCGAAUUUCUUAUUUUAAAUAAUUUAGUUUGUGAUGGCCAACAAGUUUUAGCUAUUUGGAAAAACAUGUUACUUAUUAUAGGUAAUAUCAAUCAGAUCGAGGGAUCUCAAAAUUAUGCUAUUGCUAUGAACUGCGUUGUCGAUAUUUGGGAUACUCUACGUUUAGUAAGAGCUCAACAGCCUUAUCGUAAUAUACCUAUUCCAUCAAUGUAUGAAAUAGCACCUUGGUUAUUUGAAGCGACAGAACUAUCUUCUGUAUAUGAUGUUGGUAAAGCAACUGCUUAUGGAAGUUUAUGUCGACUUAUGCUACAAAGAUCGGAAGAAACGGUUCCGGAAGGCUACUAUGCAGCCUUUUAUAAAUCUAUUCUAAAAGGAUUAGCAUCCAAUAAUAAUAUCAUUAUUCAAUCUAUUAUUAUCAAUUCAGAGCGUAUCUUUGGGUUUUCUUUACCAGGCAUUCAUAUCUUAAUUCCAUCGUUUAUUACAGCUAUCGAAAAUCAACUUUUGAAUGAUGAUGUUUCAUCUCAAGUGCCUCAUAAUGUCAAAAGAAGUUGUAUUAUAAUUUUAGGUUCAUUAGUGUCAGUAUCCAAUCAUCUUAAAGAUAUAACAAUUCAAAUAGAUGAGCAACAUAUGUCAUGGGUACAUGGACUCCAACUAGGAAAGGCAUUUUCAUUUACAGAUGUCAAAGUACGGUUAAAGGACAUAUUUAUUCGUUUAGUUAAAGCAAGUACAAUCUCAGCACCCCAAAGUGAUGAAGAAAUAGACACCUAUUGUAUGCUUUUCGGUGCUCUUUGUGCCUUAAUUCUAGAUGAAUUAUUAGCUUCUGAAAAUCCUCAAUAUGAUAUUAUAUAUGAAUGUAUUGUUUCCUUGACAAACCAUUUAUACUGGAAUCAUAUUUCGAUUGUAAAUACUGCUGUUGACUGUUUGAAUACUAUUGCACAAACAUAUAAAGAAAAAUUAGAUCCUGAAGGAAUUAUUAUGCAUGAAAGUUUGACAAGAAUUUUAGAUUCACUUAAUAUGCAUUUGAAAUAUUAUGAAAAGAAUCCAAAGAAUGGAAGAGGUUUUAUUAUAUCUAAACUAUUUAGUUGUUUACUGGAAUGGAUCAUGUCUAUUGAACCAAUCAUUUUCACAGAGACUGAUCUUUGUCAGCUUGUAUUUGAUAGUAUUGAAUUAGCACUCCAUCUUAGUUCGUUAACUCCAGAAAAAAGACCUAAUAUUCAUUUUGAAUUUAUAAAUCAAGGUGUACAUUUGAUUGAAAAUGACCAAAGCUAUGUUAAGGAAUCUGCUGAAGCUGUUCUUCUUCAUCUAUUACAUCAUUUUAAUAGUUUUGCACCACCAAAUGGUCCUGCUACUAUUCAUAGUACAAUUCUUGGACCAGGUGUCUCUCAAGAAGAAGAAAAUUAUCAUCAAUACCAAUACUUUUCUUUUAAUGAUACUACAAUUAUUGCUUUUGUAGAAUUACCAAAAUCAAAUCAAAGAGAGGCUGAAGCUCGUAUCAUUAUUCGUGAUUUAACAGGGCGGUAUGUCUGGGAUACUAGAUUAGAACCCAAAUUUGGUUCUUCUGAAACUACUACUGCUUUCAAGAAAAAUUCCAUAGGAAAUGCUGAAGAGCAAUUUGUUUUGAGACGGGGCUUAAAUAUUCAAUCCAUAAAUGAAGUACCUACUGAGAUUGGUCAAAAAGAAGAAACUUUAAAAUUAAAUGACAAGGAUCCUAUGGGCAUUUUAUUGAAACAAAUUGGAGAGUCACAUCCAGACUGUCUUUUAGAUCCCGGUUUGCCAUUAAACGUACCAAGUACACCAACACUUCUUCAAAUGGAGAUGACAGGGAAUUUGGGCUCACACUUAAAUGAUUAUCUUCAAAAUGAAGCUCAAAACAAUGAACAACAUAGAACUAAUGUUCAACUUUGGUAUUCAAAAAUGAAUCAUCUUCGAGAAAAGGAAGCGGAAAAUGGAAUUCUAAAACGUGGAGAAUCUAUGCAAACUCAGCUAUUAGCUAAUUUCAGUUUAGGAAAGGAUUUUUUACCUGCGUUUCCUCAAGAAGCAGAGAAAGCGUAUAGUCACUUUCAACAAAGCCGUUUAUUGAUGAGUCACAUGGGCUUCAUUCAUUAUAAUCAACUUAAAAAUGGUUCAUUUCAAAUGCUUAACAAGACACCAGCAUUAUAUCGGGAUUUAAGAGGACUUGAUAGAAAACACGGACGUGAAACUAUAAAGAUUGGAUUAAUUUAUGUCGCUCAUGGACAAGAAGAUGAGCAAACUAUACUACAAAAUAAUCAAGGAUCUGAGAGAUAUAAUAAUUUUGUAAAUAGUUUAGGUUGGGAAAUUGAUAUUGCUACACACACUGGUUAUCUUGGAGGGCUAGAAAGAAAUUUAACUAAUGGAACACAAGCAACUUACUACUGCUCUUCAAGCCUUGAAAUGAUAUUUCAUGAUGUAACUAAAAUACCCACGGACAGUGAAGAUUCUAAGCAAUUGAAAAAGAAACGACAUAUUGGUAAUGAUCAUGUACAUAUUGUUUGGAAUGAACAUGACAGGGAUUAUCGUAUCGGAACAAUUGGAGGUGAUUUUGGUAAUGCACAAAUUAUUGUAACACCAUUACCAGACAACUUGUAUUCAAUACAAGUGUAUCGCGAUUCCAAGAUUCCCUAUUUUGGACCACUUUUUGACCAAAUGGUUAUAUCUCAGCCCAUUCUGGGUUCACUUGUCAGAGCAACGGCCAUUAAUGCAUUUCGUGCUUCAGUCCAUACAAACUUAUAUUCAUUUUAUAAAUGUGUUUAUGCACAAAGAGCAAAUGAUGUUCGAACAAUAACUAAUAGACAUAAAGUAGCUAACUGGAGUUACGAACAAUUUAUGGAAAAAAUCUUCAUGACUGAAGAACAUACAUAAAUACACCCUUUUUUUUAAUUUUUUUUAUUAUCUUCUUCUUUCUUGUUAAUUAUAUAAAGGAAAAAAAAAGCGUCUUACAUAAUAAUAAUAAUAAUAACAAUAAUAAUAAUAAAUUGCAUAU
Molecule: messenger RNA, 6310 nt
Organism: Cokeromyces recurvatus
Lineage: Eukaryota; Fungi; Mucoromycota; Mucoromycetes; Mucorales; Mucoraceae
Exons: 19
Coding region: 163-6189 (2008 amino acids)
Biological process (GO): positive regulation of GTPase activity; regulation of small GTPase mediated signal transduction
Cellular component (GO): cytoplasm; nucleus
Molecular function (GO): GTPase activator activity
Source: RefSeq, a predicted model, not a curated record